CAGGCCGACCGGCAAUGGGCGCCAUUUUGAAACCCCAAAACCUCCAGCGGCUGCAGCUGUGUGCGGCGGCGGCGGCGGCUCUGACCCGGUCCCGGCCGGCGCCUCCCCCUCGUGGGCCCCGCAGCCCCCCGCCCCACACACACUGCGCGACAUGGCAGGGGUGGCAGGAGGUGGCGGAGGAGGAGGUGGUAACGACUUCCAGUGGUGCUUCUCCCAGGUGAAGGGGGCUAUCGACGAGGACGUGGCGGAAGCUGAUAUUAUUUCAACAGUUGAAUUUAAUUACUCUGGAGAUCUUCUUGCAACAGGAGACAAGGGAGGCAGAGUGGUUAUAUUUCAAAGGGAACAAGAGAAUAAAAGCCGUCCUCAUUCUCGGGGAGAAUAUAACGUUUACAGUACCUUUCAGAGUCAUGAACCUGAGUUUGACUACUUGAAGAGUCUAGAAAUUGAGGAAAAAAUUAAUAAAAUUAGGUGGUUACCACAACAGAAUGCUGCUCAUUUCCUGCUGUCUACAAAUGAUAAAACUAUUAAAUUAUGGAAAAUAAGUGAAAGGGAUAAAAGAGCUGAAGGUUAUAACUUGAAAGAUGAAGAUGGACGACUUCGGGAUCCAUUUAGAAUCACCUCACUACGAGUGCCAAUAUUGAAACCCAUGGACCUAAUGGUAGAAGCAAGUCCCCGAAGGAUAUUUGCAAAUGCACACACGUAUCACAUAAACUCUAUUUCAGUAAAUAGUGAUCAUGAAACAUACCUUUCUGCGGAUGACCUAAGAAUUAACCUAUGGCAUUUAGAAAUCACAGAUAGAAGUUUUAACAUUGUAGAUAUUAAGCCUGCUAAUAUGGAGGAACUAACAGAAGUGAUUACUGCCGCAGAGUUUCACCCACAUCAUUGUAAUGUGUUUGUCUACAGUAGUAGCAAAGGAACUAUACGACUCUGUGAUAUGCGUUCUUCAGCCCUCUGUGAUAGGCAUUCAAAAUUUUUUGAAGAGCCUGAAGAUCCUAGCAGCAGAUCAUUCUUUUCAGAAAUUAUUUCUUCAAUAUCUGAUGUAAAAUUCAGUCACAGUGGUCGAUACAUGAUGACAAGAGACUACCUUUCAGUUAAAGUGUGGGAUCUCAAUAUGGAAAACAGGCCUGUAGAGACAUAUCAGGUUCAUGAAUAUCUUCGAAGCAAGCUUUGUUCUCUGUAUGAAAAUGACUGCAUCUUUGACAAGUUUGAGUGCUGCUGGAAUGGUUCUGAUAGUGCUAUCAUGACUGGCUCCUACAACAAUUUCUUUAGGAUGUUUGACCGUAACACACGACGGGAUAUUACAUUAGAAGCAUCAAGAGAAAGUAGCAAACCUCGUGCCAUCUUAAAGCCACGCAAAGUGUGUACAGGUGGUAAGAGAAAGAAAGAUGAGAUAAGUGUUGACAGUCUGGACUUCAACAAGAAGAUCCUUCAUACAGCAUGGCACCCCACAGAGAACAUCAUUGCUGUAGCUGCCACCAAUAACUUGUAUAUAUUCCAGGACAAAAUUAACUAAAGAUGGCUUAUUUGAGGACAAAGUCGUCUUCUUGCAUAGUUAAGCUCAGUUGUUUCUGUAAAAGAGAAGGCCUUGUUGUCCUACCAGUAAAGAACAUUGAUGCACUUACUUCCCUUUAUAGAUAAAGGAGAGAAGCUUGCCUGGUUUUGAGUUCAUGGUGUAGUUCUGCCUUCGGUGAGGGGGGAUGUGAGUUGCAAUUUUCAACAAGAAAAAACCCACAAGAAGCAGAAUUGAUGGACAGUGCUCAAUAAAGGCCAAUACUCAAAUGUAUUUAUUUAAGUCUGAGCCUUCCUUUCCAGUUUAUAGACCAAAAAUUUAACACCCAAGAAGAAAACUUGUCAUAAAAAUGUAAUUUCUGUCUCUGCGCUCUUUCUCUGCUGUAAUAUUUGGGCCUUUCAAAACAUAUAUUGUGCUUUAUGCCUGUAAAACAUUCCUCCUCUGGCCUUUUAUCUAGGCUUAGGUGUUUUUAUCUCUAAGCACUUAGGUAGGUCUUGAGUUGGGUUUGUAGGCAGAUUUCCAUGUAUAUUUACUCACCAACUGUAUCGAUAACCACACCUUCUGGUGUAAACCACUUAAUAAAAAUAACAAACUAUAAAAAGUGUUUUUAAAUCUGAAA
Mauremys reevesii (Reeves's turtle) is the source of this 2129-nucleotide messenger RNA. RefSeq names its product protein phosphatase 2 regulatory subunit Bdelta (gene PPP2R2D). The record is from RefSeq and is a predicted model, not a curated record. Bases 152 to 1513 code for a protein of 453 amino acids. Gene Ontology annotation, molecular function: protein binding; protein phosphatase regulator activity. Gene Ontology annotation, cellular component: cytosol; protein phosphatase type 2A complex. The transcript is spliced from 10 exons. Gene Ontology annotation, biological process: peptidyl-serine dephosphorylation. Lineage: Eukaryota; Metazoa; Chordata; Testudines; Geoemydidae.